CCAUGCUAUCUAUAAAACGAAAGUAUGUUUAACUAAGCAUUUGCAAAACAGUUUAAACGAAAUUUAAAAUUCUUUGUUGCAAUUUAAUGUCUAAAUUAUAGCCGACAGGACUAACAUAUUGUGAAUUGAAAUUAAAUAAGCAGAAUUAGUAAAUCAUCAUUUUUUUCACCGAUUUCAAAUUAAGAGUCGUCAUGGGCACCGUUUUAAGCUUUAAUCCACGGGAUAGACACCCGAUCUACUCUUCGCAGCCUAGUUUUCAAUAUAAUCAAUCCAAUGAAAACAUUAACGAAAGUUCAUGUUCAAUUGAUGCGCAUUUAAAUAAUUUCUCAUACGAGCAACUUAAUAACGCUAAAAAUCGAGAAAACAAAAAAUCAGUUUGUCAACAACUUUCAAAGAACGGGAUCGGCCAACAAACUGCUUGCGGAAGCGUCCACAUAAAUUUGCAAACACAGCCGCAGUUAAGCUCGCACAACUUUAACAAUUUAACAAAUACGUCUAAAGAUACAAUUACAAAUGAUUUGGAUACUCAUCUUGACAACUCAAUUUUUAAUUCCGAGAAAAAUUCAAUUGAAAAAAAUUUAAAGAAACAUUCGAUUUUUAUUAAUGCUCUGUCUUGGAAAAAAUUAUCAACAUCACACAAUAAGAAAAAAAUUGAUAAUAAAAAUAAGUGCGCGAACCUACCAACUGCGUGUUUCAAAGCUCAACUUUUAGAGUCUUCAUAUACAGCAUCAUCAGAUAGAAAUAAAAAUAUUCAAUUUCACUGUAAUCGUAUUGACGGGCAUCAACAGCAGCGCAGCAACGACAUCCGGGAACCAUUUUUAUCUACAAAUAAAACACAGAACCCAUCUAAGAAAAAGGACUUGGUCAGAGUUAAUAACACAAACUCUUUAUCAAACAAGCUGAUUCAAAAACAACCAUUGGCGCUGACCUUACCACAGCAGUUGCAGUCUUCCUCAAUACAAAUUAAAAACACCAAUCAGAUCCCACGAAAAACCGUUAUUCAGGCUUCGACUUCAGAAUUAUUAAAAUGUUUGGGAAUCUUCUUGCAAUAUAAAUGCCAAAGACUAAAUAACUUUGAUGCAGGCGAUGUUGUUAUGUGGCUACGUGCUGUUGAUCGGAGUCUGUUGCUACAAGGGUGGCAGGAUGUUGCAUUUAUUAAUCCUGCAAACGUUGUAUUUGUGUAUAUGCUAGUUCGAGAACUGGUCGAUGGAGAAGAAACUAAGGAAUCUGAUCUUCAAGCUUCAGUACUUACAUGUCUAUAUCUUUCAUACUCAUAUAUGGGUAAUGAAAUUAGUUAUCCUCUAAAACCAUUUCUUGUUGAGGACUCAAAGGAAAAGUUUUGGGACAGGUGUCUUUUAAUAGUAAACCUUUUAAGCAACAAGAUGUUAAAAAUUAAUGCAGAACCAGCUUUCUUCACGGAAGUAUUUACGGAACUUAAAUCCUGCGGCCAAUUUCAUUCUUCUUCAUUAAGAAAAUCUUCGUGUGGUGGUGCCUGACGGAAGAAUGAUCGGGAGAUCAUAGUUAGACUGUCGCUAUCUGCGCAUCAGCAGAUAUUUUUGGAAAAAUGAUAUAAAAAUAGUUAUAAUAAAAGUAAAUAUUUUAUAAAUCAUUAGACAAUUUCAUUAUGUCACCAUCACAAUCGUUUAAAUAAACAAUGAAUACUGUUCAACUUUA
This is a messenger RNA of Drosophila willistoni, 1674 nucleotides long. It is a transcript of the gene Cdk5alpha, whose product is annotated as cyclin-dependent kinase 5 activator 1. Gene Ontology annotation, cellular component: cytoplasm; protein kinase 5 complex. The record is from RefSeq and is a predicted model, not a curated record. The transcript is spliced from 5 exons. Gene Ontology annotation, molecular function: cyclin-dependent protein serine/threonine kinase activator activity; protein kinase binding. NCBI's taxonomy places the organism in Eukaryota, Metazoa, Arthropoda, Insecta, Diptera, Drosophilidae. Bases 192 to 1496 code for a protein of 434 amino acids. Gene Ontology annotation, biological process: activation of protein kinase activity; positive regulation of cyclin-dependent protein serine/threonine kinase activity.